CUAUUACAUAUGGGUACGCAUAUCGAUACGCAUUUCCUGCAUCCCUCGCAGCAGUCGAUUGUUGCAGCAGCCCUAUAACCUCAAAACUGUCCGUCCACCAAUAAACACAAUAUACACUGGCCGUUUUUUGGUGUACAAUUUACAGGACAUUUUAUACUGACAAGUACACGUACAUGAGGUUGCUCUACUAACUCCAGCCCAGCGCCAUGAACACCCUAAUGCGUCGUGCCCAGCAUCUGCACCAUUGGCGCACAUAUUGCAUAAAACAAUGCGCCGCCGUCGCCGGCAACGAAGCAACUGCUGCUGCGAAAGGAAAGACGAGCUACGAAGAACUCAUUGACAGUCGACACCAGCAGGCGGAACGCAGCAUUGUCGUCCAGGUCAGCUCAGAGAAAUCUUACAAUGAAUUGUAUAACUACUGCAGUCGAUUUGGACGCAUUGUCACCGCCCAUCACUAUACAGUGCCUCACGAGGAUGAGCUGCACUACAUGCUGCUGGAGUAUGCCAAUGCCAACGAAGCCACCGCUGCCAUCGAUUCUAGUGCCUACAAUGCUGAGCUAAGCAGCCAUUCUAGUGUUUCUGCUGGAGGCAGUGUCUCUGGUGUCCCAGUGCGUUCUCCCUUCCUUUGGUUUCGUGCUGCCGCCGCUGCUGGCAAACGCAACCAGAGCAAAUUGUCUGCCAAUCACAAACCACUGCCGCUGACAACAGUCGCGGGCACUCGACCCUUGGCGCAAGACCAUCUGCAUACGUUACUACGCAGUGCUGAGAGCAUUGAGCAGCAGCUGCAGUUGCUCUACGAGCACACACGCCUCAAUGAUCUGGGUGUGCGCAUGCGAUUCCUGGCCGCGUUGCAGGUGCAACAGGCUAUUGCGGGCAUGUUUCCGGAGGCGCGUGCUCAACCGUUUGGCUCCUCGGUCAAUGGCUUUGGAAAAAUGGGCUGUGAUCUAGAUUUAAUAUUGCGUUUCGAUGGCGCUACGACGGCACAGAGCGAACGCCAACUGAUGUCGCGUCUCGUGUACCACACCAAGGAGAAUCUAAGCAAUGGGCGAUCGCAGACGCAGCGGCAAAUGGAAUGUAUUGGCGAUCUGCUGCAUCUGUUUCUGCCCGGCGUUUGCCACGUGCGUCGCAUUCUGCAGGCGCGUGUGCCCAUCAUCAAGUAUCAUCACGAGCAUCUCGAUCUCGAGGUGGAUCUAUCCAUGAGCAACCUCACCGGCUUCUACAUGUCCGAGUUGCUCUACAUGUUUGGCGAGCUGGAUCCGCGAGUGCGUCCGCUGACGUUCAGCAUACGACGCUGGGCACAAUCGUGCGGCUUGACGAAUCCGUCGCCAGGACGCUGGAUCUCAAAUUUCUCGCUCAGCUGCCUGGUCAUGUAUUUCCUGCAGCAGCUGCGGCAACCGAUUCUGCCAUCGAUUAGUGCAAUGGUGAAGACAGCUGCCAGCACAGACAUUCGGAUCACCGAGGAUGGCAUCAAUUGCACCUUUGCCCGGGACAUGGAGCGUGUGUCAUUCGCUAGUCGAAAUACGAGCAGUCUCAGUGAACUGUUGUUGCAGUUCUUCGAGUUCUAUUCACAAUUCGAUUUCCACAAUCGUGCCAUAUCAUUGAACGAGGCGCGAGCACUGUCCAAGCCGGAUCACUCGGCCAUGUACAUUGUGAAUCCGCUGGAACAGCUGCUGAAUGUGAGCAAGAAUGUGAGUCUGGAGGAAUGCGAAAGGUUGCGCAUUGAAGUGCGCAAUGCUGCCUGGAUACUUGAGUCCGAGGUGGAGAACUCAACGCUGACGGAGCAGGAGCGAAACGAGCAAUCCUGGGGACUACUCAAUCUCUUCAAGCAUCCCGAGAAGGCGGUCAUACGUCCCAAUAUGUUUUUUAAGCCCCGCAUGGUCGAGGUGAGUGAUCUCUUUGAGAAGUCACAGCUCAAUGGGUCAACGACAACGCCGCCAAUCAACUACAAAAAUGCAACGAUGCGACAGCAGGUGCAAUCCAUUAAGGCGGCCACACGCAACGAACUGAAGCAAUUGCGAGAGUCGAGCACAGCGACGUCAUCGUCAUCAUCAUCGACAACAGUGACGGCAUCAGCGAUGCCCACGGCAAAGAGCAAGCGCAACAGAUGAUAAACCACUGUGGUGGCAUUUUGGAAAUAAGACAGAGAUCGGUUUAGUGUAUAUACAUAACUAGAAAGUGUAGCUCUUAGCAUUAUUGACCACUGGAAUUAGUUAACUAAGUGUUGUUCAUAUAUUGUUAAGCGUUACGGCCAAAAAAAUCACAGCUGAAAGAGGCGUACAGUCAUAAUAUCCUAGGAUCAUGCAAUAUUCAUUCUCUUGCAUCGCUAAUUACUGACGUUAAGUAUUCUAGCUGUUUUUUUUUAAA
Messenger RNA from Drosophila nasuta, 2364 nucleotides. RefSeq names its product mitochondrial poly(A) polymerase (gene MTPAP). Gene Ontology annotation, molecular function: poly(A) RNA polymerase activity. NCBI's taxonomy places the organism in Eukaryota, Metazoa, Arthropoda, Insecta, Diptera, Drosophilidae. The transcript has 3 exons. Bases 207 to 2108 code for a protein of 633 amino acids. Gene Ontology annotation, biological process: RNA 3'-end processing. The record is from RefSeq and is a predicted model, not a curated record.